GGUUGUUUAUCAUGCGGAUUGGAUCGGCUCUGCUCUGUCCGCAAGAGAUUAAAUGUAAGAAAUUUUGGGAUAAUUUGGAGGAAGCUGUGUCUCUUUGUAAGGUGAUAAUACCGAAUACGUUUGUUCUCUUACCCCAGUGCAAUAUCCAUCCAUCCCAAGUGUCCAUCAAGCCCUUCACAUAGUUUUGCAUGCAAGCAUUCCUCUGUGAAUCUUCCGGUCAACUACGAAAAAGGACGAAUAGAUCUUCAUGUGUAUUGUGCAAUCAUGAGAGCUAGAAUUACCUAGUAGAACUUAAUUUUCUCUAUUCUCUUACGAACUUAUUGUGAUCCUAUUUUGAAAGAUUUAAAGAACCCAUCAUACAAUGAUGAACCUUCGCAUUUUGAAUCGUUUGAGAGGGAGCGUUGUGAAUGUCCUCCGAGCCUCGAGGUUCUCAUCAUCGGUCGAAGGUACAGGUGCAAAAGAAAUCAAUACAGAACCAAAUAGCAGGCCUAUUAUUGAUCCAGAUGUAAAUCCUCUGAUGAAAACGAGAGAAUUGGAGCUCUUACCAAAGUUUUCAGAACCACGCCAAGCCUGGAUUGAGACUCUCAAUUGUAUAGAUGAUAAAAUAAUCGGAUUAACUACUCUACAUCCCGAAGUAUUUGGUGUUGGCCCUCGGAUCGAUAUGAUUCACCUGAAUGUAAAAUGGCAGAGAAAUAUACGCUAUGUGUCUUUUGCACACGCUAAGACCCGCCACGAAAUGCCAGGUACUCGCAGGAAGCCGAGACCCCAGAAAGGACUAGGAAUGUCGCGUCACGGAGAUUUACGAUCGCCUCUCUUCACUAAAACUGGAGGCGUAGCACACGGACCUCGCUCCCCCACUCCUCACUUUUUUGUGCUUGGUAUUUGGGAACGGAUAAUUGGACUAACAUCAACUCUGUCCAUCAAGCAUGCUCAGGACGAUUUGCAUAUUGUCGACAGCUUAGACAUACCAACUGAAAACAAGGGUUACAUCCAGGACCUGGUGGAAGCAAGAAAAUGGGGACCAUCAGUUUUAAUGGUCGAUGUACCCGACUUGAUGCCGCGCAAUAUAACCGUUGCCACAGACGAAAUUAAACACAUCAAUUUAAUGCCAGUCUAUGGAUUAAACGUUUACAGCAUGUUAAAACACGACACACUCAUUCUAACCGUUGAUGCAGUGAAACGGAUUGAAGAGAAAAUCUUGUAUCAACUUAACAGAAUUGAUAAAGAAAAAGUCUGUGGAAAGUUUGAAAUAGACCAGUAGAAUGAAGUGAGUAAUUGUAAUAUUGUAAAUAAUGAAAAUCUUUUCAAUAAACCAGUUGUUUUUUAUUAA
Molecule: messenger RNA, 1330 nt
Organism: Bemisia tabaci
Lineage: Eukaryota; Metazoa; Arthropoda; Insecta; Hemiptera; Aleyrodidae
Gene: mRpL4
Product: mitochondrial ribosomal protein L4
Biological process (GO): translation
Cellular component (GO): ribosome
Molecular function (GO): structural constituent of ribosome
Source: RefSeq, a predicted model, not a curated record